This is a messenger RNA of Cherax quadricarinatus, 4402 nucleotides long. Its product is annotated as mitochondrial fission regulator 2-like. The record is from RefSeq and is a predicted model, not a curated record. Gene Ontology annotation, cellular component: mitochondrion. Lineage: Eukaryota; Metazoa; Arthropoda; Malacostraca; Decapoda; Parastacidae. Gene Ontology annotation, biological process: mitochondrial fission; aerobic respiration.
AGUGACGUCACUUCAGACGGCAAAGAUGUAAACAGAUGCUAACUAAAGAUGAGUGGCAUGUGGGCAAUGCUGGUUGGAGUGGCAGAAGAACUUUGGCUGGAUAUUAGUGAUGGAGUGUGGAUGGUGCUGGAAACUCUUCACAUGGGCCCACUAGUCCUGAGACUGAGAGAAGAGAUACUGAGUUCUUCUUUGCGCAAGAGAUCGCUUGUUCGCAUCCUGGGCUCUGCCUUACCUUUGAAGGCUGUUCAAAGGCCUUAUUUAAGAUAUGUUGCCUUGAGAAGCUUGAGCACAUCAUGUGACUCUCUCUACUCAGCUCACACUCAGGGUCGCGUCGACUCUAAGUGGUUGGCUGAUACAGAGAGAUCUUCUAAAUUUAGACCCAUUUUGUUACGAUGUGAGACAGCACCAGAACUCUUCACUCUUGCUGGUGAGGCAGACAGCAAUGGGAAUGGUGAUACUACACCAAGAUCCUCAACGCCCUUUAGUGUCACAUCAGACAUCGGCUCUCUGCACCAUAAUUAUUUGCACCACUCACAAGAUAAUCUUGUUCCUCGGAACCAUCAAGACAGCUUCCAGCACAGUAGCCUGCAUCACUCAACAAUACAUGCAUCUUCUCCAUUUACAGAUCCAAAUGCCUUAGCUAAAAUAUCACUUUUAGAGGAGGAGCUCUCUCAGCUUCGGUUACAAAUUUCAAUAAUACUAAAUCAGACGAAACAUCCAGCUACACCUCCACCGAGUCCUACACUUAUAACGCCACCACCACCACCACCACCUCCGCCACCCUUACCCCCGGGUUUGCCUCCCCCUCCGCCCCCUCCUCUCCCUGCCAUAUUCAACAAGUUUAGAUCUGAUGACCCUGAUGCUCCUAGAAAACCCUCUUUCUCUGAACUAAUUGCACAAAAUAAAGAUUCCAUAAACAAGCACACCGAACCUAUAGACAUUCCGACUAAUUCCAACAGCAGGUCAAGACCAGUGUCAAUGUCUGAUGUUCUCAAGGGACUCAACAAAGUCAAGUUGAAAAAAGUAUCCAGGUCUCCUGGUGGUACCCCAAUAAGAUCACGGCCAAAGUCACCAGUGGCAGGUGAUCCUGCCGCUAUUAUUGCUGCUGCUCUCAAGAAACGCUUUGCAAAGAUGCAUUCAGAUUCCCCAGAGAAGGAUGCUAAUGAUGAUGAUAAUGAAUUCGGUUCAUCUCCUGAAAGUACACCGCAGAUGAUCCAUAAAAGCCGGUUUGAAAUCCCAAAACGGAAUCUGAUGAAAGAAGAGACCCCUCAACAAAAUCUCUUUAAAUUAAUGAGGAAGCCAUCUCCUAGAAUACCUAAACCCAAGCCAAAAGAAGAGCAACCACCUUCACUUCCAAUAUUUGGGCAGCAUCUUUUGAAAAAACGUGUUCCUAAAACUCCAGAACCAAGAGAUAGUGUGAGCCCCUCCAGUGAAGCAUCAGAUCUCUCACGGUGACCUGCAAGAGACAAUGUGAGUCCCUUCAUUGAAACAUUGGACUUCUCACAGUGACCUACAAGAAGCAGUGGAGUCCCUCCAAUGAAGAAAUGUGGAAGUGCAGAAAGAAGGGAUACUGUAUACAGUAUCUCUUGAAUUCUCUGAUGAAACCAUUUCCACUAGUUUAUUUUGUAUAUAGAUGUCUAGGCAGUAAUUGGCAGUUUAGUCUGAAACAUUUGUAAAAUGUUAACUAUGCAUCAUAUGCUAAAGAUUUUGGCUCAUGCAUUAUUAUAUAUAAUUCAGAUGAUUUACAUUGCUACUAAUGUCUUGUGACUACAGUAUUGGGUAUUGCAUUUAUUGUACAUGUAUGUGUAUUCCUCAUUACCUGAGUAGCAGAUAGUUAAAGAAGAGUGCACACUUUUUGCAUUUAUAUAUUUUUGUAAUUGUUGUAAUUCAUGUACGUACUAUGUUCUUUACAUGCAAUGACAUGAGCGUAAUGUUCACCUGGAGCACUGCAAGCUAUCUGUGGAUGACACUUGGCAGCCAAUUGUUAAGAAUAUUGAUAUAUAUUUGUAAUGUUUUAAACUUAUUUGAAUAGAUGCAUAAGUAUAUUUGUAUAUAUGCUGUAUAUAAAUUUUUAUACCUAGUCUUGGUGCUGAAAGGUAAAUAAAGAAUAGUACUGUUAGGAAAUGACAACUAGGUAACAUGUCUGUCAUGACAUUAUCAGACGGAGGAUCAAACUUCCACCACGCAUUACAUUGAAUGAUCCACACAGGUUUAGUGCUUUGCAUGAUGAUACAUUAAUAAUAAUUAUAUAAAUAACUACAGUUUUGGUGCUACAGUAUAUAUUUAGUAGGAUUAACAGUUCUUUGUUGCAUGCAGGAAGACUUGACAGAUCUUCCAUGAGUAGUGUGCUAUUGUGACCAGUUUAUCAUUGAUCUAACAAUGUGUUAUAUGUAAGAACAUACAAGGUUAUAAUAACCCUGUGUUUCCAGUGAGGGGUGUUUAUUUAUUCUCAUUAUCAUGGGUCUCAUGGUAGCUUCCAUGCUUACAUAAUCACCAUCAUAAAGUGUCUAGUCCAAGUGAUAUUAAAGAUGGUGAAUGUGUUUAUAGGAUAAUUGAUCACACAUUUUGUAAAUAUCAUACCUGUUAUGAAAUCAAAAUAUUUACAUUCCAGGAAAUCUCACUGUUCUUGAUUUGAACUUUUUUUCUUUUACACACUGGCCAUCUUCCACCAAGGCAGGGUGACCUGAAAAAGAAGCACUUCCACCAUCACUCACACUAUCACUGUCUUGUCAGAGGCACAUGGAUACCAACUUUUAUUGUAUACUCAAAAAAAAAAGAAAAAACUGUUGCACAUUUCCACUUGUUUCUUAGUGCCUUACUCCCACAUUGGGAGUCAUUGUAUUUUUUUGGAAACAACACUAUUGCUAUCCUUAGCUGUUCAUUUUUGCAUUUAUUUUUUUAUUUACCUUCCUAUAGCUUUUUUAAUUAAUCUUAAUGUUUAAGAUUAUAACCUUUUUCUUUGAAUAUUAAUACACAAAUAACCCGCACAUAGAAGAAAGGAGGUUACGAUGACGUUUCAGUCCAACUUGGACCAUUUACAAAGUCACACCACCUCUCUUCUAUGUGUGGGUUAUUUAUGUUUUGUUCCAGUCACGGUAUUGUGGUUUUUUUUGUUCCUUGAAUAUUAAUGUUCUAUAAAGUGUUUCAAAAUAUAAAUAAUAGAUACAGUACUCUAUAUGGCAGACAUAGCUAAGACAUGGUUUAUGAGUUGCAUGCAACUCUUUUGCUCAGUCUAUGAGGCUUGUGAGACAGUCUCCAGGUUUACUUUCCCCUUCUGGAUAUUAUCUCACGAGUCAUAUUCAGUGAUCGGUCAUACCACAUGCAACUCACGAUCCAUAGCUUGGCCACCUAUGUGAUGUGAACAUGGGUUAAUGUUGAUUCACAUUUGUGUCUUUGCAAUGGGUAUUUAAUCAUCAGUAUUAAGUUAUGUUAUUUACAAGUAUUAAAAUUUUUUUAAAUAUCUCUUGUCUAACAGGAUUACUACUUUUUUUAAGCAGGAGUAAAAAUAUUUUCACCUGAUUUAGGUAGAAUUAAACCUUUAUACCUUUAAAUUAUAAAAGUUCCAUGGAAAUAUAUAUAUAGUGUUUCAAAAUGUAAAUAACAUGUGGUAGUGUAUAUCAGACAUGGCCAAACCAUGACUCCUGAGUCGCAAGUAGCUUGUUUGCUCUGUCUACGAGGCUCGUAAAACAAUAUCCAGAUUUACUUAACUAUUCUGAAUGUUGUCUCACGAUUCACAUUGAAUGAUCAAACAACAGCAUGUGAUUUGCAAGUCAUAUAUUAAUACUUUAUUACAAAAUGUAAAAGGAAAAACUUGUUUUUCAAUUUAGGUUACUCUGCCUUGGUGGGAUAUGGCUGGUGCGUUGAAAAAAAAUUUUUUUUACCUCGAUGGCUGUCUCCCACCAAGGCCGCUAGCGUGGCCCGUGGAAAGAAAACAAGUUCACCAUCAUUUAUUUAAUCAGUCUUGCCAAAAGUUUGACAUCACAAUUCAGAUGACCCUCCGACUACAAUAUACAGUCACUGCCAUUCCCACUUCCAAGUCUCAAGUUGGGGUAACUGGUUUUCCUGAAUCCUUUCAUGAAUGUUACCUUGCUUGCACACUAACAGCACGUCCUAUAAAAACUGCUUGUCAUUCUGCUAACUAACACUCAGACAAGCCUGCUGGACUUUCAAACCCCUAAAACUUAAAGCCUCCUUUAUGACUCAUUCUUGGGAUGGUCCCAACCCCCUUCUUCCCCAGAUUUAUACACCCUCUUUGUUAUCUUUUCCCUCUGUUUUAUCUAAAUACCCAAAUCACGAGCUAAGACAGGAUAUUUUGGGUACUUAAUUGCUAUUGGAUACUUAAAUUAUAAUGCACUGUGCCGACGUUUUAAUAGCUGAAUAAUUAUAGACCCCCUCAUUUUCC